Messenger RNA from Notodromas monacha, 653 nucleotides. NCBI's taxonomy places the organism in Eukaryota, Metazoa, Arthropoda, Ostracoda, Podocopida, Cyprididae. The record is from the annotation of a GenBank genome assembly.
UUCCUCAACUCUCGCAAACCACCAGUUUUUCGUCAGGUUUUGGAGGCACGACCAACUUGGGCACCACGAGCUCAACCACGAGCGUAGCCUCUAUUUCCACGAUGGACUCUGAUCAAACGGCGUUAUCUUUUGGUGGCGCCCGACCGCCUCCACCAUUUGGCGGUCAAGCAUCAGUGUCUCCGUUUGGGGGCCAACCUGCUGCGUCAGCUUUUGGGGGAUCGCAAAGUCAAACGGUAUUCGGGGGUCAAUCGACUGCGUCUCCAUUCGGUGGUUCGCAAACAACUUCGUCGGGUUUUGGUGGAACCGCAGUUGGCACCCAGCCUUUCGGGGGUUCCUCUGUUUUCGGAGACCCGUCCCAGUCUUCCUCCUUCGGAACGAAUCAAAGCACAACUCAACCAGCGUUCGGAGCAGCACAAACGACAAUGCUCUUUGGAAAACCCGUUCCUGCGUCGCAGUCCUUGUUUGGUCAAGCGUCUAGUUCCUCUCCAUUCGGAUCUCAGCAACCCGUGACUGGCUUUGGUGGUAACACAGUGGCGCCGGCGCCGCAAACGUCGUCCAUCUUCGGUGGUUCUUCUGGAAUCCCGCAGCAGCAGCAGCCGUCAGUAGGGUUUUUUGGCGGACAGUCGAAUGCUUUGUUUGGGAAAGGUUUUGCG